Colletotrichum godetiae is the source of this 628-nucleotide messenger RNA. RefSeq lists its product as uncharacterized. The transcript has a single exon. Bases 8 to 331 code for a protein of 107 amino acids. NCBI's taxonomy places the organism in Eukaryota, Fungi, Ascomycota, Sordariomycetes, Glomerellales, Glomerellaceae. The record is from RefSeq and is a predicted model, not a curated record.
GCCCAUCAUGCACUUCCGAGCUUUGCGAGCAUUAUGCGUUGGGUACCUGAGUGUCUAUGUUGACGCGGCGCCGUCUAGCCGUGGCUCCGACUUGCUCUCGGUAGUAACUCCUCGUGCGAACUGUGUGCCUAGCCAACUCUCGAGCGAUACAUGGAAGAAGGAGGGCGUCGACAGCUUCUUGGCCAACGCCGCGAAACACUAUACGGAAUACUCCUCCGACAAUGUCCAAGCUUUGGGGGCGUACUUGGGUGCUCCCAACUUCUUUUGCGGAGUCAAUCUGUGGUGCAACGCCGGCCAGCCGUGUACACCAGUCACUCUCCCCGGAUGGUAAGCUAUACGCCCAACUUCCUGUCCUAUUCGCUUUCUUCUUGUACUAAAGAGUAACACAAGGUAUGCUUUGAUGGGCGUCCAAGGCUGGAACAACUACGUCAACAAUCUCAACCUCGCCGUCACGUACGCUGCCACCAUCCUAAGCCUGAAACUCGCAAAGGUAGUCGACGACCUAUGGCCAGCAAAAAAGGACAACGUCACCCCCAUGAAACAGUUCCUGGCAUGGGUCAACGGCAUCCUAAACGCCUUCCCGACCACGGCAGCACUCGGCGCUACCGCAGGCAGCAUCGCCAGCACC